GCUCUUCUUUGAGGUCACUUCAGCUCAAAACACAUACGAGAACAGCCAAUGUUAACAGCAAAUAUGAAGAUGACUAGCAGGUUGGUUCUUUUGUUUGUUGUGUGUGUUUUCGUGCAAGCCACAUAUGCAAGGAAGCUUCUUCAGUUUCCGUCCGGUGACAUCCCCAGCUUCGGCGGAAUUGACCAAAUUAUAGGAGGUAUCGCUGGCGGUGGAGGCGGCGGCGGCGGAGGAGGAGGUAUGAAUGGUGGAUAUGGUGGAGGAUUUGGUAGUGGAUCAGGUAGCAAUGGAGGUGGAGGUGGCGGUGGCGGCGGAGGUGGAGGCGAAGACGGCGGAAGUGGUUUUGGAAUAGGAGGUGGAUUUGGUGGCAAUGGAGGUAGUGGUGGCGGUGGCGGCGGAGGUGGAGGCGAAGACGGCGGAAGUGGUUUUGGAAUAGGAGGUGGAUUUGGUAGUGGAUUAGGUGGCAAUGGAGGUGGUGGCGGCGGAGGUGGCGGUGGUGGAGGAGAUGAAGACGGCGGGAGUGGUUUUGGUGCUGGAGCUGAUGAAGGCUAUGGAGAUGAUGGCGCGACUAUUGAUCCUAUUGAAAUUUUCCCUUAAAGUUUUAAUAAGGUCCUUAAACGGCUUUGGUGAUCAACCAUUUUUAACGAAUUUUUCUCAUAGUUUAGAGUUAAAAUAAGGAAAUAAAGGCAAAUUGUCGCAACCCAUAUUCUUUAAUGAGCUCUUUUCACUAAAUAAAUUGUGAUUCAU
Molecule: messenger RNA, 744 nt
Organism: Lycium barbarum (goji berry)
Lineage: Eukaryota; Viridiplantae; Streptophyta; Magnoliopsida; Solanales; Solanaceae
Product: putative glycine-rich cell wall structural protein 1
Exons: 2
Coding region: 49-594 (181 amino acids)
Source: RefSeq, a predicted model, not a curated record